Verruconis gallopava is the source of this 1976-nucleotide messenger RNA. RefSeq names its product adenosylhomocysteinase. Gene Ontology annotation, cellular component: cytosol. Gene Ontology annotation, molecular function: adenosylhomocysteinase activity. The record is from RefSeq and is a predicted model, not a curated record. The coding region runs from base 89 to 1450 and encodes 453 amino acids. Gene Ontology annotation, biological process: L-methionine cycle. The transcript is spliced from 3 exons. Lineage: Eukaryota; Fungi; Ascomycota; Dothideomycetes; Venturiales; Sympoventuriaceae.
AUGGCCAGCAAAACGCUUUUCUACAAACCUUCAACCUUAACCUUCCGCGUCUGCACACUGUCAAACAACCCCACGAGGCACAGGAAACAUGUCUGCCCCAGCUCACAAAUUCAAGGUUGCCGAUAUCUCCCUCGCUGCAUUUGGCAGGAGGGAGAUCGAGCUCGCUGAGAAUGAGAUGCCUGGCCUCAUGGCCACCCGACAGAAGUAUGCUGCAGACCAGCCAUUGGCCGGCGCACGUAUUGCCGGCUGCUUGCACAUGACCAUUCAGACCGCUGUGCUCAUCGAGACUCUGACGGCCUUGGGCGCUGAGGUUACAUGGACUAGCUGCAACAUCUUCUCAACUCAAGACCAUGCAGCGGCAGCCAUCGCUGCUGGCGGCACGCCAGUCUUCGCCUGGAAGGGCGAGACGGAGGAGGAGUACAACUGGUGCCUCGAGCAGCAGCUCACCGCCUUCAAGGAUGGCAAGAAGCUCAACCUCAUCCUCGACGACGGCGGUGACCUUACUGCGCUCGUACACAAGAAGUACCCCGAGAUGCUCAAGGACUGCUAUGGUAUCUCAGAGGAGACGACCACCGGUGUGCACCACCUAUACCGUAUGCUGAAGAACAAGGACGGUGGCCCCGGUCUCCUCUGCCCGGCUAUCAACGUGAACGACUCAGUCACAAAGUCGAAAUUCGACAACCUGUACGGCUGCAGAGAAUCGCUCGUCGACGGCAUCAAGCGCGCCACCGACGUUAUGAUUGCCGGUAAGGUCGCCGUUGUGGCUGGCUACGGUGACGUUGGCAAGGGUUGCGCCCAGGCGCUGCACUCAAUGGGUGCUCGCGUCAUUGUCACCGAGGUGGAUCCUAUCAAUGCUCUCCAGGCGGCUGUCUCUGGCUAUCAGGUCACCACCAUGGAGGAGGCCGCUCCCAUUGGUCAGAUCUUCGUCACCACGACCGGCUGCCGCGACAUUAUUACCGGAGCCCACUUCUCCGUCAUGAAGAACGAUGCCAUCGUCUGCAACAUCGGCCACUUCGACAUUGAGAUCGACGUUGCCUGGUUGAAGGCCAACGCCAAGAGUGUGGUCAACAUCAAGCCACAGGUCGACCGCUUCCUCAUGCCGAACGGUAACCACAUCAUCCUUCUCGCAGAGGGCCGUCUUGUCAACCUUGGCUGCGCAACUGGUCACUCAUCCUUCGUCAUGUCCUGCUCUUUCACCAACCAGGUCCUUGCCCAGAUCAUGUUGUACAAGGCUGGCGACAAGGCCUUUGGCGAGAAGUACGUCGAGUUUGGCAAGACCGGAAAGCUUGACAUCGGCGUAUAUACCCUGCCCAAGAUCCUCGACGAGCAGGUCGCACUGCUGCACCUUGAUCACGUCAACGCCAAGCUGACCAAGCUCACCGAGAAGCAGGCUGACUACCUGGGCGUGCCGAUCGAAGGUCCCUUCAAGUCGGAGAUUUACAGGUACUAGUGUGCGAAAUCUCUUUCUUUGGCUUUCGAGAGAGAUUGUUUAAAAAGAGAAGAAAAAAAGUUUUAGGCUGAACUUUUCAACAUUUACGGAGUCAUGAUCGGAAAAUGAUACCACGAAAUGUCCUCAACGGCAUUGGGAUGGCGUUUAUAACGAAGUCAUAUUUCUCUUUUUUUGUUUACUUGCCCGUAUAUUAGUUAUGCUCAACCAACAUCUGGGAUUUGGCCAUGGAGCCUCUUGUCAACGGAACGGAGGCGAUCGUAAUACUGGGGUGGCAAAUACAACUCUUGCUUCCUUUUGGGGAGGAUGAAAUGAAAGACGAACAGGGCAUCAGACGGCGAGAGCAUUGUGAGACCACUCUCAACUUUGGUCUUGAACCGUGCUUACAUCUAGUAAGUUUAUGUAGUCUGCUGAGAAGAAAAAAAAAUCAAGGAGCGAAACACUUCUGGAUGACGCUUGUGGAAUUGUGAAGUGAUCUAACUUUUGUUUCCACGGGGCAUUAUAGCCUUCCUUUUUUUUUUCCCCCAAC